Eimeria tenella is the source of this 1884-nucleotide messenger RNA. RefSeq names its product U4/U6 small nuclear ribonucleoprotein, putative. The transcript has 14 exons. Gene Ontology annotation, cellular component: ribosome; U4/U6 x U5 tri-snRNP complex. The record is from RefSeq and is a predicted model, not a curated record. Gene Ontology annotation, molecular function: structural constituent of ribosome. The coding region runs from base 1 to 1884 and encodes 627 amino acids. Lineage: Eukaryota; Apicomplexa; Conoidasida; Eucoccidiorida; Eimeriidae. Gene Ontology annotation, biological process: translation; mRNA splicing, via spliceosome.
AUGGAGGCCGCGGGUCCCGCGGAUUCUGCUGCUGCAGCAGCAGCUGCUGCUGCAGCAGCAGGCAAGGGAACAGCAGCAGCAGCAGCAGCAGAAGAGCAGCAAAAACGAAGAAAGACCAGAUGGGAGCGAGAUGGCACAGCCGACAAUGCAGCAGCAGGAGGUGCUGCUGAGGCUCCUGCUGCUGCUGCUGCUGCUGCUGCAGCUCCGGGAGCAGCAGCCCCUGCAGCAGCAGCAGCGGCGCCGGCAGCAGCAGGUGCAGCGGGGGGCCUGAAGCUGCCGUUUAGCAUUCAAGCAGCAGCAGCAGCAGCAAGAGAAGCUUUAGAGAAAGCGAAGAAGGCAGCUUCGCUGCAGCGGCAGAUUCAGGAGCAGCUGAAGCAGCAGCAAGCAGCAGCAGCAGCAGCAACGGCGGGCGCCGCGUCUGGCCCUUCCCUCGCUGCUGCUGCAGCUGUUGCAGCAGCAACUCCCAGCACCACGAGCCCAGCAGCAGCAGCAGCAGCAGCAGCUGCUGCUGCUGCUCUUGCUGCGCAGCAGGCAAAGGCGAGCACCGGGCAGCUCACGGCGGGGAUCGGGGCGACGAAUCCGCUGCUGCAGCAGCAGCUGCUGCUGCUGCAGCAGCAGCAGCAGCAGCAGCAGCGGCGGCGGCAGCAGGAAGAAGAAAAAGAAAGAGAACUUUUGAAAAAAACAAAACCCUUGAGAUUUGAUCGCUUUGGAAGAGAAAUCGACAGCGAAGGAAACUUAGCUGCUGAGACUACCUAUGAAGAUCCAACCACUUGCCCGUGGUAUGACCCAACAAUUCAAACCAAGACAGCUAGAAACCAGCGCAAGCGCAAGGCUCUGGAGUUUUUGCCUAAGGGACAUUAUGUGCGGCUGGAGGAAAACAUGAUUGCCUACCAGCAGCAGCAGCAGCAGCAGCAGCAGCAGCAAGCAGCAGAAGCUGCAGCAGGAACAGACACAAAGACUGAAGUUUCCCCGCAAGAGAAACUUGAGACUGCAGCACCAGAUUUGGCAAGGAUCUGGCUGUCGGACUGCCCUGCGGUGGAGCCGUGGGAUUUGCCUUUAUUAAAACAAACAAAGACGAAGGCUUACGAGAUAGAUGAGACAAAAAUUGAUGCUCUUAUUGAACACCCGCCCCCCAUAGCCACCGUGGCGAAGGGCGAGGCCAUUGUCAACAUGUACUUGACCCCAGCAGAAAGAAAAAAACUUCGGCGCAGAAAACGCCAGGAGAGAGAAAGGGAAAAGCAGGACAAGAUUCGAAUGGGUCUGCUGCCGCCGCCUCCCCCCAAGUGCAAACUAAGCAACCUCAUGAGGGUUUUGGGGGAUGUUGCAGUAGCUGACCCUUCGAAAACUGAAAAGAAAGUCCGAGAGCAAAUGGCCGCGAGGGUUGAAGGCCACGAAAAGAGAAAUCAAGAAAGGAAAAAAACAAAAGAAGAAAAAACGAAAAAGACAAUUAAUAAAUGGAGGCUGAAGCAGAACAACUUGUGCAGCGUCGCUGUCUUCCGAGUCAAGUCUUUGGCGAACAAACGCCAUUUGUUUAAGGUUGAUACAAAUGCCAAACAGUUUCAUGUCACUGGAGUUUGUGUUAUUCCCCCCGCCCCUUUCUGGAAUGUAAUUGUCUUCGAAGGAUCGAACAAAUCGAUAAAGCGGCUGAAGGCGCUGAUGCUGCGGCGGAUAAAAUGGGUGGAGGCGGAGUUGGGGGGCGGCGGGCUCGAAGAGGAUUCGGAUGAAGAGGAAGAAACCCAAGAAGAAGCCUCUCGAGAAGAAUGCUGUCUUUGCUGGAGUGGCAGCAGCAAAAGCCCGAGCUUUUCGAGCUGGAAAAUUCACCGGGUCCAUUCGGACGCAGAAGCCAGAAGGAUCUUCCGAAAUGUCCACGUUGUGAGGGUUUAG